ACGCACCUCUGGCUCCCUCACGUGGCGCUCGUCAGCAACUACACCCCCCCGGUCCGGUCCGUCGCAGAUAUAUUACGCGGUGUCGCACAUCUUCAUCAUCAACACCGGACGCGCUACUGACACACGAUCGCCAACAGCAACAAUGCUUUUCUACUCGUUUUUCAAGUCGCUGGUGGGGAAGGACGUGGUGGUGGAGCUCAAAAACGACCUGAGCAUCUGUGGGACUCUUCAUUCUGUUGACCAGUACCUGAACAUUAAGCUCACAGACAUCAGCGUCACUGACCCAGAGAAAUAUCCACACAUGCUCUCGGUGAAAAACUGUUUCAUCCGUGGAUCUGUGGUCCGGUACGUUCAGCUGCCUGCAGAUGAAGUCGACACUCAGCUGCUGCAGGAUGCGGCGCGAAAAGAAGCGAUACAGCAGAAGCAGUGAUUUCCCUGCACGAUGGGGGUUAGUUCAGGGGGGGUUGGAAUUCUUGUGACAGUUAAUGAGUAGUUAAAGUUUUCAGUUAAUUUCAUAUUAGUUGUUGUCAUUAAGCAGUAUUGGUCUCUUUCACAAGACAUCAAGUGCAUUCCCGUCAUCAGCGAUCAAUAAUUUACACAACUGUAAUGAAAAAAAUGUACUCUCCCUUUUGUUUGUUAAAAAGAAAAAAGGAACUAAAUGCAAUUUUGAGCUCCAGUAGAGGCAAAGAUUUGUUGUAAUAUUUCUGUUGCAUAAAACCAGCACUGUUGGCUUAUGUUUGAAGAAAUGAUGACUGAGGUGUUUUUUUAUGCCAUUUCAAAAAUAAAAGGCUAUUUUAUUUA
This is a messenger RNA of Scophthalmus maximus (turbot), 801 nucleotides long. RefSeq names its product smx5 (gene lsm2). Bases 143 to 430 code for a protein of 95 amino acids. Gene Ontology annotation, biological process: mRNA splicing, via spliceosome. Gene Ontology annotation, cellular component: Lsm1-7-Pat1 complex; U6 snRNP; U4/U6 x U5 tri-snRNP complex. The record is from RefSeq and is a predicted model, not a curated record. NCBI's taxonomy places the organism in Eukaryota, Metazoa, Chordata, Actinopteri, Pleuronectiformes, Scophthalmidae. Gene Ontology annotation, molecular function: RNA binding. The transcript has 5 exons.